Messenger RNA from Synchiropus splendidus (mandarinfish), 3173 nucleotides. It is a transcript of the gene npm1b, whose product is annotated as nucleophosmin 1b. The transcript is spliced from 11 exons. Gene Ontology annotation, cellular component: centrosome; ribonucleoprotein complex; nucleoplasm. NCBI's taxonomy places the organism in Eukaryota, Metazoa, Chordata, Actinopteri, Syngnathiformes, Callionymidae. Gene Ontology annotation, molecular function: RNA binding; histone binding; chromatin binding. Gene Ontology annotation, biological process: ribosomal large subunit export from nucleus; chromatin remodeling; positive regulation of transcription by RNA polymerase II. The record is from RefSeq and is a predicted model, not a curated record. Bases 37 to 918 code for a protein of 293 amino acids.
CGUUCCCGCGCGGAAGCGCAUCCGUCUACAACAAAAAUGGAGGACGACAUCUCAGACGUGACCAGACCUCAGAUGUAUCUGUUUGGCUGCACCCUGAAAGCGGACAAACGGGAGUUCAAAGUUGAUGUGGAUGACGAUGAGACGGAGCAGCAGCUGUCAAUCAAAGCGGCGUGUUUGGGGGUGGAGGCUGAGGAUAAAUUCCACACGGUGGAAGUGGAAGGGCUAACUUUCGAUGGAAAGACAACUAAAGUUCCGUUGGUUGUUCUCAGACCAUCAGUUUUACCCUCAAUGAGUUUAGGAGGGUUCGAGAUCACGCCUCCAGUUACCUUCCGUCUGAAAUCUGGGUCUGGUCCUGUUCACAUCAGCGGACAACAUUUUGUCAGUGUGAAAGACUCAGACGAUGAAGAGGAGGAGAACAACUCUUCACCAGUUAAGCGGCCUGCAAACAUGGUGACAGGGAAAAAGCCUUUGCCGAAAAAACUGAAGAUGGAUUCUGAUGAAGAGGACAGUGAUGAAGAUGAUGAUGAUGACGAUGAAGAUGACGACAGUGAGGAAGAAGUCGUAAAGCCUCAGAAAAGUGUUGUGAAAGUACAGAAAAAGAGCUCCGAGGCGAAGAAGCCCAACAAAACUCCCGUCAAACAGAACGGCCCUGCAGGAAAGCCAUCGGGGUCAGGGGUCAAACAGCAGACGAAGACACCUGCUCCAGGAAAAGACAAAACGCAGGCCGGCCCGUCCAAAGCUCCUUCAAUGGACGAGAUAAAGAGCAAGUUAUCAACGGCGGCCAAAGAGGGAAAACCUCUGCCAAAAACAGAGCAGAAGUUUGAAAACUAUGUGAGGUGUUGCUUUAAAGUAGUGGACAAAAAGGUGGUGAAGGACCUCUGGAGUUUUGUACAAACACUGAAGAGCGGGAAGAAGUAACACUCAUGGUUCUUGGACGCGUUCUAAUGUUUAACAUCCACUGGGACGUUUAAAGGCACAGUCGGCGCGGUUUUCUGCUCAGCCUUAUCGUAGUCGGGGAGGGAGGGAGGGAGGGAUAGAUGACUGUUUCACAUUUCGUCACAGGUCCGGCGAUGGGGAAGGGAAGUCAAGUUUCAGAGCUGCAUUCGGGAAUAGGUUCAGUGUGCGCGUCGAUUCAGCAGUUGUUUGAUCAAUGCAAAUGUUCCCCCUAAAGGAUUCGUCCCUCUUUCCUCUUAUUCUGGCGGAAUAAACCCCCCCUCAGGUCUUGAUCUAUGUCAUCACCCACAGUUCUCUUAUGAUGUUCUUGCAUGUCUCACUCUUUCUGACUGGUCAUCCAAAAUGGUUUCAUGCUAAAUUGUGAACAUAAUAUGUUGCUGUGGUACGGAAGAUUGCAACCAUGACAACCACUCGACUGUGUUUCUCCCAACUGUUACCCUGGCUUGCCAGAAGAUAACCAAUCCAACGUUUAUAGUGCGAUACAUCUUAAAAACUUCUGGUGUCCUCCCUCAUCGUUCCCUUGAAAGUGCAGUUUCAUCCUGUGUAGCGGCGCCUGUUUCAGGUUCCGCGCUGCCACGUGGCUUUCACCGAAUUCAGAAGUGUUGCCGAAUGUGCCUUUAAAUAUCUGCUGUCCGAGAUGAACCCAGUUGUAUCAGUGUUGGUGAAUUUCAACUAGUGAUGAUUGAUGGGACUGGAAUGUUGACAUUUUACAACCAUUUCAUGUGUGUGUUUUAGAAGCGAGAAUUUUUACUACUUUCUGUUCACUCAAAUUUGAAAUAUUGCAAUCAGUUUUUAUCCAUGCUUUUUUUAAAGGCUUUUAUUUUUGAAUGUCCGUGAAACAAAGUAGUGCUGUUGUUCUUCUGCAACAAACUUGAGAUGCUUUUAACAAUUGUUGCCAAUAGAUGUUAGAUCAAGGCUGCCCAGAAAGAAAUCAACCGGUGGUUUGUUGUGUGUUGGUUAAUUCUUCAUGAAUCUGUUUUUCUUUUGUUCCCUUUAGCUAAACUCGAUCCAAAGCAACCUCUAAUGGAACCAUUUGUUUAAAAUAGACCAUUUUUAACCAUUUAGAACAUUUAGUUUGCGAACUGGGUUUGUGAACACAAUUGAGUUGAUAAACUAAGAAGGUUUCAUCAUAAAUCAAAGCAACAUAUCUAUUGAAAUGUUUGAUCAUAGAGCAUCACUUGAUAGACAACCUGUCAUAGAAGAAAACCACCCGCUGUGAAAAACAAUGCAGAAGAAAACACUACAGAAAACUAUUUAAAAAAAACACUUCUCCACCAAGAAAAAGACAAACAUUUACGGGUAAUAAUAAAUACAAAAAAGAGAAAAUCAAGGAAGCAUUUAUAUGUGACCUCAACUGUAAGAAAAUGAAACUCAACUCCCCCUUUGUGGGAAGAAUCUAAUCAUAUCCAAUGAAGUCAGCAAUAACUUUCACUCAUAAUUUUUUCCGUAAUAUUUGUGGUGGCCAGGUUACAUAGGAGGUGGUGGAUACGUAGCCAAAAGUCAUUGUGUCUGACUGCGCUUCGCCUCCAGAGGCCGACUCGCGUGUCGACACUGGUCGGGAUACCAUGGCUUUUGACAUAGACGGUGUGUUUAACGCUGAUCGUCUUGUUUAUUACAGCAUAAUCAGCAGGUUGGAUCAACACAAUUGCAUUAAAGCGACUUGACGUCAGCGCGGAGAACUCAAACCCGUAAUCGCUCGCGCCCGCCGCUCCCGUGACAUGAAGCGUGUGCUCGCGCUUAUAACCUGUUAAUGAUCUUGUAGAAAGGACUUUUAUGAGCCAAAUGUUGGCAGUGCAUGCCGUCUUUAACCGUUAGGACCUUAUUGUCUGUAAAAUUAGAAAUUCCUCUCAUGUCACCUUUAUGAUGAGGCUGAUAUAGACGAUUAAACUUAAUCACUCGAGCCGGGUGAGAUAAUGAACCCUGAUAAUUAAGCUACUUGGAUACACAGUCCAGCUAACGUGUGUGUGGUAAAGUAGACGACCAACUUCCUUUUUUAAACUCCUUUCUGUACAUAAUUCUUUAAAAUCCUUUUCUCUUUUUUUUUUCCCCAAGUUCGGCAGCUCAUCCGUCCACCCAGCUUUGGUCAUGACUGUACCAUGGUAUCAAUUGUUUUUCUACCUUUUGUAUUUGAUUUGUCUGUUCUCCCUUGUUAUCAGUCACCCAUUUCAUCAAUAAAAUGUGAAGCGGUUCAUACCUGAAGAGAACAAUUUCCCCUGUCU